Mytilus trossulus (common blue mussel) is the source of this 1563-nucleotide messenger RNA. RefSeq names its product calponin homology domain-containing protein DDB_G0272472-like. NCBI's taxonomy places the organism in Eukaryota, Metazoa, Mollusca, Bivalvia, Mytilida, Mytilidae. The coding region runs from base 115 to 1563 and encodes 482 amino acids. The transcript is spliced from 7 exons. The record is from RefSeq and is a predicted model, not a curated record.
CAACCGUGUAUCAGAUUAGAACGUUGCAAUCUAUCUGCCUGCUGCUUUUAUACUGCUGAAGUUGAAUUUUAAAAGUUUUGCGAAGAUUGUUGGAAUCUCAUUGUGAGAAUUGAGAUGGAGAUCCAUAGUAGCAGUCUUGAAUGGAAUGUCCGUAAUUUAAUGUUGUCGUUGCUGCACGUUGCUUUCGGUGAAAUAGAAGCUAACGUUAUGUCUGGUGCCCAACUAGAUAAUUGUAAAGAAAUUGAAAUACCUCAGAAUUACAGAGAAUCAGAAAGGGUGGGAAACGAGUAUGAGAGAUCCGCUUUCUUGAAGGAUGUAAAUAACUCAGAAAGUACUGAGGCAUUGGAUCUGAAAGAUGAAAAGGAAAUAACAAGCACAGACGAAGAAUGUGCUGCUUUUUACAAGUCCGUCAGAGAUGCUGAAUACAAUAAACUUGUUGACGCAUAUACAAGAGAAAAGGCAACAAAAGAAGAGAAAGAGAGAAAUUUGAUAGCAAGAGAGCAAGAAAAAGUAGAUUCGACUGAAGUCAAAGGCGAAUAUGCUGAUUUCUACAAAUCAGUCAGAGAUGCUGAAUACAAUAAACUUGUGGAAGCAUAUGUCAAAGAAAGGAUAAUGAAAGAAGAAAGGGAGGCUUAUACGAAAACAAGAGAGCAAGAAAAGGUAGAUUCGUCUGAAGUAAUAUCAGCCAAAGAAAUAACAGACGAAGACGAAUGUGCUGCUUUCUAUAAGUCCGUCAGAGAUGCUGAAUACAACAAACUUGUUGAAUCAUAUGCCAGAGAAAAUAUAAUCAAAGAAGAAAAGGAGAAAAAUAGGAUGACAAGAGAACAGGAAAAGAUAAAGAAGCAAUUUGAAGAAUUCUGGGAACCAACCACUAACAUUGAUUCUCUGCGGCAUGUUUCCCAAAAGGACAAUGAAAAGAAUGCUUGUACUCCUCAACAAGAACUGCACUUCAAAGUGGACCCAGUACAGAAUAGACAAACAGGACCAUUCCUUUCACCGGUGAAAGAAGAAAGAAUAAAAUCAUUUGUGCGAGAGCAGCAUUGUAAUUAUCAAAGCUUCCAAAAUACAGACAUGAGGAAUGCUACGAUCAACAGGGAACUGGACACAGCUGUAACAAUUAGUGAAACUGUUCCCAAUAAGAGGAGUUCUUUUCAACGGAUAGUCAAUAGAGUAUUUAAGAGAAGCAAGCCUUCAACAAAAGACAUCAAUGAUAAUCAGCGUGCAUUAAAAGAGGAACUAAAGUUAGAUUUGUCGACAUUGGAUGACAACACUGAGGAUGAAGAUAUACCAGACACAUCAAGGACGUCAGACAGUGAAUGGUUCAGUAUAAGUUUAAGUGACACAGAAGAAACUCCAAGACCACAUUUGAGGCCAUUCUUUUCGCCACUAGUAGACGAAAUUCAAGGUUCAACGAAUACUAGUAAAACUAAAGAAUCUGCAAUAGAUAUAGAAGUUGGCUUUCAAUCCAAACCUAACAGUAGAUUCACUGGUUUUCGACAGUGGUUUUGUCAACUAUUUUGUUGUCGUAGCAAACCUGAUAAAGAUGUUGACAAUUAUGUAUAA